This is a messenger RNA of Dendroctonus ponderosae (mountain pine beetle), 3273 nucleotides long. It is a transcript of the gene FIG4, whose product is annotated as polyphosphoinositide phosphatase. Gene Ontology annotation, biological process: phosphatidylinositol dephosphorylation. The record is from RefSeq and is a predicted model, not a curated record. Gene Ontology annotation, cellular component: intracellular membrane-bounded organelle. Lineage: Eukaryota; Metazoa; Arthropoda; Insecta; Coleoptera; Curculionidae. Gene Ontology annotation, molecular function: phosphatidylinositol-3,5-bisphosphate 5-phosphatase activity.
AACAAUGAUUUUGCCUCGAAGAAGCUCGAUUACCAUUUUAAACCUUUCGCAAAAAUUACACGAAUUUUUUAAGAUAAUUUUUAUUAUAUUUAAUUUAGCUUACAGCAGGAGAUUUAAGUAGCAAAGACAACAACGAGUAAUACUCAUUAGUGGACAUAUCGAACUCAGUUAUUUAGAAACAUAGUGUAUUACCAUUAUGAAAUAAAACCAGUGUAAACUAUGGAAAUAAGCACGAAAAAUUUAUUAUCAGUCAAUAUUUGCAUGCCCCUCUCUCAGCAAAUCAAAUUCAAUAUAUCUUUGGAAUUUGUAGUAUUAACAUAACCUUAUAUGUGUCAGAUUUGUUUACACUUGUAUUUUAAAUUGAAAAUAUUUAGUUUAUAUUGGAUAUAUAUGUAGUAAAUUGAUAGUCCAAACUCUUAUUUCGAUGGCUAAGAAUGGCACAAUAUUUUAUCCAAUCAUCAGCUCCAUACAAAAAUUAGCAUUAUAUGAGACAAAGUCUAGAUAUUUACGAUGAUAAAGUGGAAUAUUCAGCCGAAGAAAUAAGAGACCUGGUUAGCAUGAUUGAGUCUGGAAAUCGUAAAGCUGGAGCCAGUGGAAUUACCAGGUAUAUUUCUGCGUUCGGGAUUGUUGGUUUCAUCCAGUUUUUAGAAGGAUAUUACAUAAUUUUAAUAACAAAACGCAGGAAGGUAGCGGUAAUCGGUCAUCACACUUUGUAUAAAAUUGAAGACACUAUCAUGAUAUAUAUCCCGCACGAUUCUGUUAGAAUAAAUCAUCCUGACGAAUCUCGAUAUUUAAAAAUGUUUCAAAGUAUCGACUUGGCAAGCAACUUUUAUUUCAGUUAUAGUUACGAUUUAACGCACAGUUUACAACACAACUUAACCGAACCAAAGCAAUUUGUAGCCCGCGAUCUCAAUUUGGAACCGAAUCAAGUUGACCUCGAAUCUGGUGAUUAUACUAAACUCCUAACACAGUCGGUGAUCUCCCAAGGCAGUGCGAACGAUUGUAAAGAGACUCAACAUUUUGGCAUUCGAACCUAUCCCCAUAAGAAAUUUGUGUGGAAUUUACAUUUACUAAAUGAAGAAUUGAAAGCUGAUCUGCAUCCAAACUGGAUUCUCUUCAUUACACACGGAUUUGUAAGUCAGAGCAAUAUCAAUGUAUUCGGAAGACCGUUAUAUUUAACGCUAAUAGCCAGAAGGUCCAGCAAAUAUGCAGGAACUAGAUUUCUUAAACGAGGCUCAAAUUUUCAAGGAGAUGUGGCUAAUGAGGUGGAAACAGAACAAAUCGUGUAUGACUCUGCAGUGUCCUCUUUAAAUUCAGGCCAUUUUACUUCAUUUGUCCAAAUGAGGGGCUCUAUUCCAGGCCAUUGGAAACAGGAUAUGGGAAAAAUGGUAGGAAAACCAGCAAUUACAAUAGAUUUUUAUGAUCCAUUCGCCGAGACCUCUGGUGCUCAUUUCAAUGAGCUUCUGAAAAGAUAUGGCGCGCCAAUAGUGAUUCUCAAUUUGGUUAAGAAAAGAGAACGAAAACCACAGGAGUCAAUGUUAAGCGACGAGUUAAGCACUGCCGUUAAAUAUUUGAAUCAAUUCCUACCUGUUGAACAUCAGAUUGUUUACAAGACCUUUGAUAUGGCGCGCAAGAACAAGAGCAAUUCGAACGUUAUGGAGCAGUUAGCAGGAAUAGCGAAGAAUGCCGUAACAAAAGUGGGAAUUUUUCACAAUCAGCGAACCUAUUUUACGCAAAAACCCAGCACAGUAAUUGGGAAGACUGAAAAGCAAGUCAGCGGUAGGCAAACAGGGAUUGUCAGAACAAACUGUGUGGAUUGUUUGGAUAGAACGAAUACCGCCCAAUUUGCAAUAGGAAAGUGUGCGCUAGGUUAUCAACUUUGCGCUCUGGGAGUAUUGGAUACUCCUAACUUAGAAUUCGACACGGACUGUGUCCGAAUGUUAGAAUCUUUGUACGAAGAUCACGGCGAUACUUUAGCAUUGCAAUACGGAGGCUCGCAGUUGGUUCACAGAAUCAAAACUUACAGAAAAACCGCUCCUUGGACGUCACAGGGAAACGAUAUAAUGCAGACUCUUAGUCGAUAUUACAGUAAUACGUUUUCUGAUGCGGAAAAACAAAACGCCAUUAAUCUGUUUCUGGGAUUGUUCAAACCUUCGGAAAAUCAAGCGCAGAUUUGGGAAUUCGCCAGCGAUUAUUAUUUCCAUCAUAAGCCGAAUAUAUUUAGCUUGAAGUCGUUAACUCAAUGGUGGGAACCUGGAGUCUAUGGUUGUCUCCCUUAUGCAUACAACGAUGUCACUAAAGCCUGUUUCGAAUUAGUGCAGGUUCACUCGAAUGACGUGGAAAUGAUUGACUCUUAUGUUGAUUUUUACAGGCCAAAUGAGUUUAACGUUCUAUCCGAAGUAUUUGCUAUUAAACUAAGUAGUACAGUUGAUUUUAUGCCUAUUUGCACAGUAAAUUAUAGUCCUUUUGCUGUAAGAGCAAGACCUGAUAAAAGGCGAGAGGAAACUCUACUAAAAGGAAAUACAUCGAAAAAUCCCUCUGUAACUGGCCAAAGUUCUACAAGUUCAGCAGCCUCAAGUACAAGCUCAAGUAGCGAUGAGGACUCAUCAGGAGAUGAAGAUAGUUUGAAUUCAGAUGCAACACGUGAUACUUUUUCAAAGGAUUCAACUCCUGAGCCCAUAACAUUUAAGUAUCUGUUCCCUUCAACAGAAGAGGUUUAUGGUUUUCAAAUUAAAAAACCUUCUCGUGAAGAUAUUUUGAUAUAUAAAAAAUAUGUUUUGACUGGAAAAAGAGCAAAUGGCACUGCACAUAGUGCAUUUUUAUCCAAUAAAACGGGCAUUAAGCCAGUGUCUUGCUUCUUGAAAGACGAUGCUUAUGAAGUCAAACCACCUAUCGUGAACCAAAAGUCUAUUGAGAUUUAUCAGAAUUAUGUAGCCCUUGGUAAAUAUGGACCUAAAAUCCCUGAAAGGGCUGAUAUUGCUAUGUAUGCAAAAUAUGCUAGUUUAAAGUAAUUUUAUUUUUUUGUGGAAUUGAAACUCGUGUAAAAUGUGAUAUGUAUAUCUUCGGUGUGAUGGAGAUUUUAUUCGAGUGCACAUUCCUUUGGGUGCCAGAUUAGUAGGCACACCUUUUGCUAAGGUAUGCUCAAAUGUUUGCUAUUUAACUAGUACUAGUAACUCAAUAAUCAAGUAGUUAAGUUGAAAGCAAAUUGUUGAUUGAAAUUAUGUUGUUAAAAAUAGUUUUCGUCGAAUAAAUAUAUGGAGUCUUUUUGAAAUA